This is a messenger RNA of Acanthamoeba castellanii str. Neff, 282 nucleotides long. RefSeq lists its product as uncharacterized. The record is from RefSeq and is a predicted model, not a curated record. The coding region runs from base 1 to 282 and encodes 93 amino acids. The transcript has 2 exons. NCBI's taxonomy places the organism in Eukaryota, Discosea, Longamoebia, Acanthamoebidae.
AUGUGCUCGCUGUCCUACUUCUACCUGCGUCCGCGUGGGGAGGCUACAUUCAUCAUCAACUUGAUCCUUCUGCUGAGCACCGGCCGCUUCGAGCCGCCUCUACGUCGCCUACUGCACGGUCGGCUUGCAGCCCCGUCCCGUCGCGUCUUUGGUCUGCUUCAGCUCUACUGCUUCAUCAACUGGCUGCGCUCGUUCCUGCUCCCCGACUCCUUCCGCAUCAUCUUCAGCCAGAUCUGCGCUUUGUUUCAAACGGGCAGCAUCCCAGUCCAAGCACUAGAUUAA